Molecule: messenger RNA, 390 nt
Organism: Echinococcus granulosus
Lineage: Eukaryota; Metazoa; Platyhelminthes; Cestoda; Cyclophyllidea; Taeniidae
Exons: 3
Coding region: 1-390 (129 amino acids)
Source: RefSeq, a predicted model, not a curated record
AUGAAGAGGGAGUCUAAACGCGCGCAUUUGAUUGGUUCAGACGGCUUCUUCCUCCUCCCUCACCCUCCCCCACCCACCUAUGGAGUUGGCAUGAGGGUAGUUCUGCAGCAAGACAUGAACAAGUGGACGACUCUAGCUCUUGUCGGUGUGUUGAUGAUCUGCCUUGCUACAAUACCAAGCAGUCAGGCAUCUUCGUUGGGAGGUCACGGAUCCAGAGGGGGCGUCUCCGACACGACCGCGGAUGGCUUAUCAACGCUUGAAUUCGAGGCUCUGCUGCAGGACUACCUCGAUCAGAUGCGGGAUAUGAAGGAGCUGAUUCAGCGCUACCUCGCCUCCGUCCCAUAUAGUCUCAGCAAACGUGCACAAUUUCUCCGAUUAGGACGCAAGUGA